AUGUCGUCUCCGGGAAGACGUCGCGAAAUGGACAUAAUGAAGUUGGUCAUGGCGGACUACGAGGUGGAAAUGGCGAACGAGGACUCCAACGCGGAGUUUUACGUGAAGUUUCGGGGUCCCAAGGACACGCCCUACGAAGGCGGUGUCUGGAAGGUACACGUGGAGCUCCCCGAGGCCUACCCAUACAAGUCUCCAAGUAUCGGCUUCGUGAACGCUAUCUAUCAUCCGAACAUCGACCAGAUGAGUGGGUCUGUGUGCUUGGAUGUGAUUAACCAGACCUGGUCGCCGCUCUUCGAUCUUUUGAACGUUUUCGAGGUUUUCCUACCGCAGCUGCUCACGUAUCCGAACAGCCAGGACCCUCUGAACGGCGAAGCGGCGGCACUGCAUCUUCGUGAGCCACAGCGUUUCCAACAGAAAGUGAGAGAAUUCGUGAAUCGAUAUGCACGCGAGGAGGACUAUCCAGUGGCGUCAAGAACGCAGGCGCUGCGUCGCCAUCAGCAGAGCCGGAGUGCCCAACCGAGCACAUCCUCCCUGGCCUCUUCAUCUAAGGGUGCGACUGCGAACGCUGCCGCUGAUUCGGCGCACGAUACGACCAGGGCGGCAUCCAAUGGUAGUGCAAGUGAACUCGAGUCGCUGAGUGACAGUGACGACGAGGAACGCAAUGCGCUGGAUGAUGGUGCUCAGGCGUUCAGCUUCAGCGGACGACGCCUGGUUGGCAACGGUAAUUCCUGA
Cyanidioschyzon merolae strain 10D is the source of this 732-nucleotide messenger RNA. Its product is annotated as probable ubiquitin conjugating enzyme E2. The coding region runs from base 1 to 732 and encodes 243 amino acids. Gene Ontology annotation, biological process: ubiquitin-dependent protein catabolic process; protein polyubiquitination. Gene Ontology annotation, molecular function: ubiquitin conjugating enzyme activity. Gene Ontology annotation, cellular component: nucleus. NCBI's taxonomy places the organism in Eukaryota, Rhodophyta, Bangiophyceae, Cyanidiales, Cyanidiaceae. The record is from RefSeq and is a predicted model, not a curated record. The transcript has a single exon.